Messenger RNA from Microplitis mediator, 534 nucleotides. Its product is annotated as MATH and LRR domain-containing protein PFE0570w-like. NCBI's taxonomy places the organism in Eukaryota, Metazoa, Arthropoda, Insecta, Hymenoptera, Braconidae. The transcript is spliced from 4 exons. The coding region runs from base 1 to 534 and encodes 177 amino acids. The record is from RefSeq and is a predicted model, not a curated record.
AUGCUGAAAAAUCAGGAUCAAAGCCAUCCGGUUAAUAAAUUGUCAAAUAGCGAUGCUACCGACGAUGUACCAACUAACGAAACUAACAGUAAAGACAAAGACAAAGACAAAAAUAAAAAUCAAGUUAUAGAUAAAAAUAACGAUAAUGAAAAACAGCAAAUUGAUGAUCAGGGAACAACAGAAAGUGAAGUUGAUAAGCCGAAUGAUAAACGAAAAAAUACAAGGCAUCCGGUGACAUCUAAAAGGACCUCUCGCCAUCUGCAAACGCAAGAAGACCGCUUGCGUGUAAUUGAGACAGCGGAACUGCUGGGAGGGGAUGAGGAAGGCUCAGAGGAAGAUGAAAACGAAGCUCCGGGUGGCAAGAGAAAAGCGCCAACACCAGAGGAACGCGCGCCAAAGCGGUCAAAGAUUGCAGCUUUGGAGGAGAGAAUGGAGAAUAUGUUCCAGGUUAUAUUGGAUAAGAUUGAGAGCAAAAUAUACAGGUGGAGUCCAGUGAAUCAGAAUCAGAGGGAUCGGUUAGCCAGGAGGAGAUAG